Chiloscyllium plagiosum (whitespotted bambooshark) is the source of this 1134-nucleotide messenger RNA. RefSeq lists its product as uncharacterized. Gene Ontology annotation, molecular function: channel activity. The record is from RefSeq and is a predicted model, not a curated record. Gene Ontology annotation, cellular component: pore complex. Lineage: Eukaryota; Metazoa; Chordata; Chondrichthyes; Orectolobiformes; Hemiscylliidae. Gene Ontology annotation, biological process: monoatomic cation transport; cytolysis in another organism; pore complex assembly.
UGCAUGGUAAGGGCGUAGCCUUGUUUUCAAAACGCCCAACAUCCUCCCUCCCCACCCUAGUCUGAAAAGCAAGCAGUUUCUUUGAAAAGGUGCAGAGAACAACAUCGUAUCCAUAAGAAUAUUACCGACUGGCGCAAAACACAGUUAUACAGAAUGUCAAAAUCAGUUGAAAGCGUACUUGAGACUAUUGAUUCUGCCAGAUGUGUGGCCGUUGAAAUAACCAACAAAAGCAGCUAUCCUUUAACUGAGCCUGUGACCUACCAUUACAGUGGCCGUUUGAGCAGCCCUCCCUCGCCCAGCAUCAACCCAGGGGAAAGCGGAAUAUGUGUGUUCAUCAAAACCCCAUACACUGCCUGUGGCACUGUUGGGGUGUUAACCUACAAGUUCAGCAACACCCAAAUCUCACUGCUGGUCUCCAACCCUUAUGACUACAGCAAGUAUAGCAUUGAGUACGCUCUGUAUGUCCCUGAUAGGACAAUUGCCACUGACAACAAUUUGUACACUAAGAUGUACAAUGAGCUGACCGAAUCGCCAAACUUCACUAAGACUUCUCUGGGCAAAGGGAAUGCAUCUCUGAACAUCAGAAAAGGAAACGUGGUCAUUUCAGCUACUAUGUCCAACGAGAAGAAAGCUAUCGUCAAAGUAGACAUUAGAGAUGCGUAAUGUUGUGGUAAAACUCUCACACUUAGAGAAGCAUAUACAAAUUGCAGCGCACAGCAUGCCUAUUAUACUGGUGCUAAUCAGAUCUAUCUAAAGCACUUCACUGUUCCUCCUAUCAUUUAACUUCAUCCCUAAAUGUUUAUUAAAUUCCUUAUAAAAUGUUCUGGUUAAAUACCACCAACUAUUCUUGACUAAACUUCUGCUUGAAAAUUAAAUGUUUCAAUCCCCUCUGCUCAGACUUGUAUUUUCUCCAGUGGCUUAUUUGGCAGUUUGAUUUGCAAUUUGCAAUUAAUUUUCCAUCAUAAAGCUACUGUCAGUUAUAUUCAGUUUUAUGGUCAUUAAUUCCUUUAUGAAACAAUAUGACAAUUCAUUUUGAUGUUAAAAGGAACAAUAUGAAAAUAUCACUGUUCAACAUUUUCAUCAAACUGGAAUGUACCGACCUAUGUUACAAUAAUAAACAAUUGAUUAACUUUU